Patiria miniata (bat star) is the source of this 1580-nucleotide messenger RNA. RefSeq names its product CD9 antigen-like. NCBI's taxonomy places the organism in Eukaryota, Metazoa, Echinodermata, Asteroidea, Valvatida, Asterinidae. Bases 376 to 1146 code for a protein of 256 amino acids. Gene Ontology annotation, cellular component: membrane. The record is from RefSeq and is a predicted model, not a curated record. The transcript has 7 exons.
CACAUCACACACACGCAUCGUGCACAUAAUGCGGUCCUAAAUGACACACGAGGAGGCCUUUGUGACGAGGCUGAAAACACUAUUGAACGAUCGGCGUGCGAACAAUAAUAAAAACCCAUCCACAAACCUGUCUGUGUUUUCAUGGCUUUUUAUGCGUGAACAGUCCCGAUUCUAGACCAGUUGAGUGGGUGCAUUGCAUAUAGCGGUGAUUUUUUAACGGCCCGGGAUCCUAAGCCGUCAACAACUCGACGGUGAUUGUUGGGAGUCUAGCUGCGCAGCGUGAUCGUCCUAGGUUUUCCCACGGGGAGAUCGCGCGUUCUUGCCCCCGGUCGACAACCCCUGCGUACGGUGUGUGCAACACGGUUCACGGACAAGAUGUGCUGCUCCUGCGAUGCCGGCACGGCCGUGUUUUGCUGUAAAUACAUCCUAGUCGUCACGACGUGUAUAACAAAUUUUCUGUGCGGUUGUGCCCUUCUAGGCGUCGGUCUGUGGCUGUGCUUUGAGCCCAACGUCCAGCAGUAUGCGCAAGCUUCGGGUGAUCUGCAGGAGUACUAUAUCGCCGUGUACGUCCUCAUCGGCAUCGGGGGCCUCAUGAUGCUGGUGGGCUUCUUGGGAUGCUGCGGAGCCUGUAUGGAGAACACUGUACUCCUCGGAAUGUUCUUCACUUUCUUGCUGCUGAUCUGCGUGGCUGAGGUCGGCGGUGGUAUCUGGUGCUAUCUCAACAGGGAAAAACUCAAAAGCAUCGUUGAAGAAGGCAUGCUUAGUACAGUUCAACAGGCUUAUGCCGAGGACAACUCAGUCAUCAUGACAGCAGUUGACAAUAUGCAGCGACAGCUGAAGUGUUGCGGAGCCACCGGGCCCAGUGACUGGCAACAAUCUGCCUACGGGACGGUCCCAGACUCUUGCUGCAAAGAAGAAGCUGAGGGUUGUGCACAGGGCAUAGCGUUCCAGGCGAUAACCUCCCUCCUCACAAUCAACCAAGAUGGGUGUGCGACUGCUCUUUUCAACAUGUUGGAAGACAAUGCAGUUCUAGUUGCUGGACUUGCCAUUGGCAUUGGUGCCGUACAGCUUCUUGGGAUGCUGUUCUCAUUGUGUCUGUGCUGUGCCAUCAGAAGGGCAGACAGGGAGAAAUCUUACCCCAUCUAGAUAACAUCCAGUAGCUGUUCUCAUGCCAGGGGGUACACUUUAUAUUGCCAUUCAAUUAGACCGGGGAGUAUGAAAGUGGCUGUUCUUAUGCCAGGGGAUAAACUUAAUAAUGCCAUUCAAAUACUAGGGGCAUAAAAAAUGGUGUUCUCGUGCCAGAGGGUACACUUCAUAUUGCCAUUCAAAUACCAGGGAAUCUGAAAUUAGCUGUUCUCGUGCCAGAGGAAAACUUCAUAAAUGCCAUUCAAAUACCAGGGGUUCAAAAUUGGCUGUUCUCAUGCUAGGGAUAACACUUCCUAUUGCAAUUCAAAUACCAGGGACUAUGAAAGUGGCUGUUCGUGUGACAGAGGGUACACUUAUUGCCAUUCAAAUACCAGGAAGUACAGAAAAUAGUUGGUUUUACUGUUUGAUAAAAUGCAACAAAAGCACAACCUUUU